Molecule: messenger RNA, 1627 nt
Organism: Diabrotica virgifera virgifera (western corn rootworm)
Lineage: Eukaryota; Metazoa; Arthropoda; Insecta; Coleoptera; Chrysomelidae
Product: BRCA1-associated RING domain protein 1-like
Exons: 2
Coding region: 110-1528 (472 amino acids)
Molecular function (GO): protein binding
Source: RefSeq, a predicted model, not a curated record
UUUGGUUUUUAACCUAACAAAUCGUAAUUCUAGUAAAAAGAUGUAAAGUCGAAGACAGUGUUAAUCGUGUUAAUUGAAGGAUUAUUAAUUGUAAAUUUGUAUUUUUGUAAUGGAGGUUAAUGAACUUUUUGAAAAAUUGAAACAAGUUCAAACUUUUCUUCAAUGUCAAGAAUGUAAUGAUCAAAACAAACAACUUGUUAGGCUCAAGAUUUGUGGCCAUUAUAUUUGCAAGGCUUGUUUUAAAGAAAGUAAACAAGCCUGUCCAGUAUGCAAAACGGUUUUUAAUGAUAACAAUAUUGAAUGGGAUAAUAUUUACAGUGCAACAAAAGAUAUUCUUGAAAAUCUUAACGAUUGUAUAAGUCACCUGUUAAACAAGGACUCUCCUAAUGAACAAAAGAAAUCUAGUUCCACAUCAACCAGACCAGACAAACUUACAUACAAAAAUAAAACAUACCACGUUAAUUUUAUUGAUAAACAGAAAGUAAAUAACAAAGGAGAAAGUGCUCUUCAUGUCUCUUGCAGAAGAAAAAAAAUUGAAGUAGUUUUUACUUUAUUACAAAAAAAAGUAGAUGUUAAUGCUCAAGAUUUUGCUGGUUGGGUUCCUCUUCAUGAAGCUAUAGAAAGCGGAAGUUUAGAAAUUGUAGAAAUGUUACUGAAGCAUGGUGCUUUGACUAACGUACCUGGUCAAGAUUACACAACACCCCUUCACAAAGCUGUUUCUUGUCGAAAUAAGUCAAUUAUACGUUUAUUGCUUCAAUAUGGAGCUGAUAGAAAUGCAGUCGAUUACUUUGGGAAAAAGCCUUUAGAAUGCAUAGAUGAUCCAAAUGAAUUUAAAUCGAUAUUUCUAGAGCAGGUAGAUCUAAUACGUCAAGAGCCUCAACUUUUUUGUUUAAAGCAAAUGGUAGCGUUCUGUUACUACACGGACACCAUAUAUAAAAACAAAUUAAAGCAGAACAAAAUAAAAAUUGAAGAAAAAUACGAUUGCAAGAAAGUAACACAUUUCAUAAUAAAAAAGACACAUAAAAUAUCGGUUAAAAUCUUAACUGCUAUGUUGGAGGGUUGUACAAUAAUUCCCCAAGAAUAUAUAGACGAUUAUGUUGACAAUAAUUACUUUAUACCAAUAACUGAUUACAAAUUUGUAGAUCUACCUUUACUUAAUAUCGGAAUACAAAAGUCUAUAAUGAAUGACAUGCUAAAACUGCCGAAACUUUUUGAUGGCAUAAGUUUUUACAUUACUGGACAUGUGGAUAUGGUGAAUAUGAAUGGAUGUAACGUUCAAAAGGAUAAUUUGGCAACGAUAAUAAAAGCAGGUGGUGGACAAAUAUUACAAAGAGCUCCUACGCCUUCUACUUGUGAAAAAAAAGUUUACUUUCCAUUCCAUGCUGCUAAAUCCAACGCAAAAUGUUGUAAUUAUAUAGUGUAUGAAGAAUCUAAUCCACCUGUGUUAAUGUAUCAUAUGCCAGAGUUAAAGCACAAAUCCUCUAAAUGGCUUAUCGAUUGUGUUGUUAAUUUUGCUAUUCUUGAUUAGGUUGUUAUUGUAAAUUUAAAUUUGUAUUUAACAUAAAGACAAUUUGUUUUUACUAUUAUUAUUAAUGUUGAAUAGAAAAAUAUGAAAGUUAAAGAAUAA